This is a messenger RNA of Helianthus annuus (common sunflower), 828 nucleotides long. RefSeq lists its product as uncharacterized. The record is from RefSeq and is a predicted model, not a curated record. NCBI's taxonomy places the organism in Eukaryota, Viridiplantae, Streptophyta, Magnoliopsida, Asterales, Asteraceae. The transcript has 2 exons. The coding region runs from base 1 to 828 and encodes 275 amino acids. Gene Ontology annotation, molecular function: zinc ion binding; nucleic acid binding.
AUGAUGAAGCUUGAACAGAAAAUUGAAAACCUCAAGACAAUGCUAAAAUCAGCAGACAGUCCUACACUUGGGUCAAAACAAGAUGAAGGCAAACAGCUGACUGAAGAAGAGGUCUUAGAAAAGGAAGCUGAGUAUCUCAAGGACACCAUCUCAAAAAUGGGUCUAAAUGAAGACAGCUCAUCAAGGCUUCAAAACCUUUUUAAGAAGGAGGAUGCUCUAACCUGGUGGAAGGCACUGAUCCAAUCCACAGGCAAGGUUGCAAUGUACAACCUAAGUUGGCCUAAAUUCGUGGAACUGAUACGCGAGACAUAUUGCCCACCUCACAAGGUGGAGAAAGUUGAAUCUGACUUUCUAAAACUGACAAUGAAGAACCUCGACUGUCGAGCUUACGUAUCUGAUUACAACUCUCUUUCAAGACUCGUUCCUUAUCUGAUUACCCCUAAGUCUAAACGCAUUGCGCGAUUUAUCGGAGGACUCGCGUUAGAAAUCAAAGGGAUGGUUAAAUCCUCCAAACCUACAACAUUCAGAUCUGCUGUGGAUCAAGCCUUAUCUCUUACUAAAGAUAAGAUAAGAGUAAGAACGGCCAAAGCUGAAAGUGAUCACAAAUGGAAACGUGAUGAUGCACAUAGUAGGGAUUUUAAAAAGGGUAAGACUAGUUCGUGUUAUCACCAGUCCAAGCCGAAUGAUGCAAAGCCGAAUGAGCAACCCAAAAGUUGUGGCAUCUGUAAGAAGAUGGACCACAAAUCCCAUGAAUGCAAGGAUAUAAAGAACGCCACAUGCUAUGGGUGUGGCGAAAAAGGGCAUAUAAAGAUCCACUGCCCAAAGUGA